Molecule: messenger RNA, 1517 nt
Organism: Saprolegnia diclina VS20
Lineage: Eukaryota; Oomycota; Saprolegniomycetes; Saprolegniales; Saprolegniaceae
Exons: 1
Coding region: 19-1452 (477 amino acids)
Source: RefSeq, a predicted model, not a curated record
CCCCGAUCUUGGUCAGCCAUGAUGGCUUCAGUACGGGCGGGUGGGUCAUUGACGAAGAUGACAACGACGGUGUACGACGUCGUCUACGCCAAUGCCCCAUGUGCUGCGGGCUCGCUCGUCUCCCUCCAAGCCUUGCUCACUGGCAAUGCGACGGCGCCCAACAAUCUCCUCCACGCUUGCAACGGGACGGGCAAGGCGACGCUAGCGAGCGCGCCGAGCUUCCUCGACUAUUUCCCCAACAAGCAGUACAUGACGUUGCAGUCCGACCCCACCUUGGAGAGCACACUGCUCGAUAAUACGUGUAUUCGCAGUGUCAACAACGGCUCCGUAGUCGCCAGCUGCGCGAACGCGACAAUAACGACCUUCAACACGGCAGCCUGCACCGACGUCAGUAGCACAACGCCGAGCAGCACGACCUGCAGAGUGCAUCAUGGUCGGGCGCAUCUCUUGACAUUUGCUUCCGCCAACUGUUCGGGGCCGCUACUUCGAGCCGUCUACAACGUUUCGAUUGGCAACGCGUGGCCGACAACGUGCCAAGGCCGCGACCUCGCCGUUCUGGACGACGCAGUGCUCGCAAGCUACUUUCUACCGGGCGCAUUGUACGCCGAGGACAUGCUUGGAAGAAGCGUCGUCUUGGACCAGACGUGCGCGCCUGCACCCAGUGCGAACGACACUCGAGUCGCACCCAGCGUGAAUGGCUCGACAUGGCUCGUGGCCGACUGCACCGCCAACACAACAGCACUGUUUUCAGACGCCAACUGCUCAACGCCAGUGGUCGAGGUGCUGCCGCCACCUCGCGCCUGCAGCGUCCGCAAGGCCGCGCCACACCGCACUGCGUGGGUCAAGACGUACGCCGAAGUCAAUUGCACGGGCGCGCUGCAUGCCGCCGUUCGCAAGACAACUCUGGCACCAUCCACGGCCUUUAGCUGUGUCGGCACCAUCGCGAUCUCUCGCUCGCCACCCAACGCGUCCGAGUUUGCGGCCAACGCGCAAUACGUGGCGCUUCCAGCAAACGGUUUGGCGGAGGCGUUCUAUCUCGUCAACGACUGCGGUGGUGUUGACACUGGCUACACCUUUGCGGCCUGCAACGGCUCGAUUGGCACGGUCGCGCACUUUUCAGAGCACACGUGCACGCACGCAACGUCCUCAUUCACUGGCACUUGCAGCGUGUUGAACUUCGUGGCAACACUGGCGCCGACCCCGCCGCCACGCACAACGACCGUACGCCCGACAACAAAGCCACCGCCGUCGACAAAGCCAGCCGUAACGACCGCAGCGACCAGCGUAGCCAACAACAAGAGCGCACCCAAUGGCGCAAGCAGCGGCAUCACGGGCUUUGCUGCGAUCAUCGCGCUCCUCGUGGCUGUGGCACUGGGCGCCGCGUACUUCUUCUGGAAGCGGUGCCGCACGCGAUCUGCGUACUUUUCCAUCAACCAGCUCUCCGAGCAGUAGGAAUAUACAUCAAUGUCGUCUCACUACUGAGCUAAGUUGCCAAAGAAAUCGCUUCUUAUUGGCGA